GUACGCGCGUCACCAGCGCACAGAGGAGCUUCCCGACGCGAGGGGAGCAAGGAGAGAUGUGUGGAUCACGACCAUGGGAGGCGUUGAAUAUGACAUUACACAUAUCCUAGCUAACUGACGAUGUUCUGCUUUUACGGUAUAUGUUUCCACCCUUUGUGUGAGUGAGUGGUAUACCCAGAUGAGCUGGACACGGAGAUCCUGCACCGUCUUUCGCGUCUGCCUCCCACUUGAAAAGCUUCCUGAGCUACGUGGACCGUAAAACCUCGGCUCGGUCCUUUCGGUUAUGUUGUAGUUCACUAGGAAGAAGCGGUGUGCGUUCUUGUUUAUUGUUUUUGUUUGGAUCCAAGAAAUGUUGGCAUGGCCGCCUCGGGAGCACAGAAGUGUCCGAAGAGUGAGAAGUUGGACGAGGCGCAGGCUUUGGCCAAGAGCUGCGCGGGGAGACCAGACUUCCUGCCUUGUGAUGGACUCUCCAUCUGCGCUACUCACAGCCACGGGAAGUGCUUCAAGCUGCACUGGUGCUGCCACUUGGGCUGGUGUCACUGCAAGUAUGUGUACCAGCCCAUGACCAAUGUGUGCCAUCUGCCCACCACAGCCGUGCCACCUGUUGGGACAGAGUACAGUAACACCAUGGACCUGUCCGUAUCGCUGACUGAGCGCUUCCUGAAGCUCGCCCCAUGCUUCCAGUCUCCGCCUCACCUGGAGUCGCCCAAGUACUGCGUCAUCGCGGAUCUGUUUGUGGACGACUACAUAGUCAAACGCAUUAACGGAAAGAUGUGCUACGUGCAGCGCCCUCCGCCUCCCUUACCAGAACCACCUCAUCCUCCUACCCCUCCCCCGCCUGCUCCCACUACACCUGCUCAGCCUCGUCAACCAGUGAAGCCUGCACCGCCAACCCAACACUCACCUGCUGCACCUGCACCUGUGCAGCCAGUCCAACAGGUGUACAGUGAACACAAACAUCCCUCCCCCGUGGAUAAGAUAAAAGGCCCCAAAAUGGACCACUGCUCCUCUCCGUCCAGCUCCGAGGACUCCGGCAUCAACGCGCUGGGCCUGCACUACUUGGAGUCCUGCGAGGAGGAGAGUGAGGAGGAGGACGAGGACGAGCUGAGCACAGAUGGGAACUCCAGCCCUGGCAGCCUCUGGGAUCAGGAUGAUUGCUCUCUGCUCUCCCCCUCCAAGUCUAUGAUAGAGAUCAUCGAAAAGAUCGAAACAACUGUGUAACUGACGCAACAUCGAGCAUGGACACCCGCUGUGAGGGAGCGUGAUCUACAGACCAGAAUAAUAUUGUUGAGAGUAACACUCAAGGAUUUAUUCUAUAUGGACCAAUAGGACACAAACCCCUCUCUAACGCUUCAGUAGGGCUUUGCUGGCUUGUUUUGAGUUGAAUUUGUUUUCCUACAGGUGGCCAAGGACUGUACGUCUGCACUCACACACAGCCUUUCCUCUGUCCACAUCCCCAGCAUGGAGUGAAUUUCUAGAACUUAUUAGCGUACAGGAGAAAGAGGAAGCACAGGAAAAUCAAGCACAGUGGACCAAAUAGACCUCUUGUACAUGGUAAUUAUACAGUGAAACACCUAAAAUACAAAAGGACUCUAUAGUUCCAUCAGAGGAAAGAGGGACUUUUUUUCUGGGACUUCUCUUUAGGUAUUACUGGAGCUAAAUUGUGUAUGAACAAAGGUGGUGUAAGUAGGUUUCAUAACAAUAGUGAGCAGUUAGGUAAUUCUUAGUGUUCUUAAGUCGUCAGUCUGACUUUAUACUAAUUCAAUAGUUAAGUGGCAGAUAACUGUGCCAUUUCUUGUUCUCCGGUCAGUGGCUCCACCCACACCCACAUCAGUAAUUCUGACACUUCAGCAUAAUAAGUACAAGGCCAGCUACCUCUCAUGGGCCUAAAGCACAUCAGCCUUUUAACCUGUUAAUUACUCAGCACCGAGCUGCCGGGACACACCUGCUUUUAUCACAUAAAUUAAAAAGAUUCCCCACCCAUAGUUUGUCUGCACUUUACUGACACCAACACAAGCAGCAGCAGGUAGGUAGGUAGGUCAGUGUUCGACAAUCAAGGAUUUCACAGAAGCACAUUCCUACACUGUACCUGCCAGCGAGGACCAGGGAUAUUCUUAUAGGUUCUAAAAAACAUUUAUUAUACAUUAACACAAAUGUCAAGCUGGACUGAACGAAAGAGCUGUCCAAGGUUAAAUGGAGCGUUAAGCACAACAUGACUUGUAUUGGCCUCUGUUAGGAGCCAAGAAAUUAAAUAGCACGGCUGUGGCUCCGGUAGAGCUACAGUGACAAAAGUAGGAGUCACAUUGUCACAGCAGUAACUAGUAAGACACCUAGUGAAGAAGGAAUGAAUGGAAAAAAAAACUAUAUAUAUAUAUAUAUAUAUAUAUAUAUAUAUAUAUAUAUAUAUAAAAUAAAAAUGCAUUGUUUGCUUUUUGGGCUUGACAGUGAAAUGUCUUGUGAUGGCGGCUAAAAGGGAAGUCUGGGAACGUGUGCAGGCUAGGCUAGACUAAUAUGUUAUUUCGUGCUACAGGGCAGAAAAAUAUCACUUAAUGCACCUUUAAAAGGAAAUUACAGUAUGGAAUAGAACGCUGAGUAGGUGUAGAUGUUGUGAUGGACAUGAUAUUGUUAGAGAUGCACUCAAAUAUAAAAUGUGUGAGACAGCCCUUUUUAGUGCAUUAGUAAAAUGAAGAUGGGCUGGGUCCUUUACUUUUCUUUUGAGAUAGUUCUUGGAGUGUUACUUGCAAAAUCACUAAAAAUAUUCACAAAUAUGUAUUGCUACAGUGCUACACUAUGUAAAAGCAGAAUUUUGUCAUUUUGCAUGACUGCAUUUAUUUGCAGAAGUCCCUCAUGUCAAAAACUAAUCCAACAAAUUUGUGAUUCAGUGUGUUCAAAGAGCGAACAAAUCCUGCAUUUGUUAUUCAAAUAAAAUGUUUUGUAUUCAGGGACAGCCCUUGACAUGACACUGAACACGGUCCCUCUUACAGUAAUGCAGUUUAAAACAUGUCUAAUGUUCUUAUUGUUAUAUUAUUUUCAUAUGAAUAAAUCUUAAUGAAACUCAAA
Molecule: messenger RNA, 3060 nt
Organism: Micropterus salmoides (largemouth bass)
Lineage: Eukaryota; Metazoa; Chordata; Actinopteri; Centrarchiformes; Centrarchidae
Product: UPF0524 protein C3orf70 homolog B
Exons: 2
Coding region: 358-1221 (287 amino acids)
Source: RefSeq, a predicted model, not a curated record